This is a messenger RNA of Necator americanus (New World hookworm), 366 nucleotides long. RefSeq lists its product as uncharacterized. The record is from RefSeq and is a predicted model, not a curated record. The transcript is spliced from 4 exons. Lineage: Eukaryota; Metazoa; Nematoda; Chromadorea; Rhabditida; Ancylostomatidae. Bases 1 to 366 code for a protein of 121 amino acids.
AUGUGUUCGGCUGGUGCGGGUAGUACAUAUUCUCAUCCACAAAUGGGAUCGAGUAUGGGGAAAUAUUCAUACGGUGAUGAUCCAUAUUACAAGCGUCGACGGAAGACCGAAAUAGGAGAGCACUUCUCCAAGGAAUAUUCCGAGUAUUGGCGAUGUCCACCGCGGAAAAUAACAUCAGAUGCGUUCGUUAUCGAAAGAAAUGAGUACUCGUUCUCAACCAGUUCAGUUUAUGCACCACUGGCACGCGAUAAUCGACGUUCCCCACAAUUUGUCUCAUCAUUUUCAAAAACGGAAAAAUCAUGUGGACAAUUUCCAAGUGGUUUCGCCACAAAAGGAGGAUCGACAGCACCGCCUGCGACAAAAUAG